UCUCUCUCCUCUCUCUUAUAAUUACGCCCCACACUUUGAGUUUCCCGUAGAUCCUAGGACCUAACCCCCCUGCGAGGACCCCAAACGCUGUCGUUUUCAACCCCUCCCCCACCCCCCAACCUAAAAGUACAACACUUCCGAUUAUCAGAACAAAAUCGUCGAUGAAGUGAUUCAGAAGAUCCCGGCGAUGGAGACAGAAAUUCAGGCGAAUUACACGUACAUGGGACGCACCUUCAACGACCUGAACAUCAACGACGCCUCCUCCUCCUCCUCCGCCUUCAGCGAUUGCAACAGCGACCGAUCCGGCGAGUUCACCUCGUCCACGGCGGCGCAGAGCCGCCGCCGCCUCCUCAUCGCCUGCGCCUCCGACAACUCCGACGACGACGACCUCAUCCAGAACCUCGUCUCCGACCUCGACUCCGGCUCCGUCGACGACCAGAAGCAGGCCGCCUUGGAGCUCCGCCACCUCGCCAAGAACAACCCUGAGAACCGGCUCAAGAUCGCCCAAGCCGGCGCGAUCAAACCGUUGAUUUCGCUAAUCUCCUCUGCCGACCCUCAACUCCAGGAGAACGGCGUCACGGCGAUCCUCAACCUCUCCCUCUGCGACGAGAACAAAGAACUGAUAGUUUACGCUGGCGCAAUCAAGCCGCUCGUGAAGGCACUCAGAAUCGGUACAUCCACGGCCAAGGAAAACGCCGCCUGUGCUUUGCUUCGUUUGUCUCAAAUCGAAGAGAACAAAAUCUUGAUCGGGCAGUCAGGAGCGAUUCCUUUGUUGGUGAAACUUCUAGAAACGGGGAACAUCAGGGGGAAAAAGGACGCGUCGACGGCGCUGUAUAGUUUAUGCUCUGUCAAGGAGAACAAGAUCAGGGCGGUUGAGUCCGAGAUUAUGAAGCCGCUGGUGGAGCUGAUGGCGGACUUUGGGUCGGGGAUGGUGGACAAGUCGGCGUACGUGGUGGGGGUGCUCGUGGGGGUGCCGGAGGCGAGGGCGGCGCUGGUGGAGGAAGGGGGGGUGCCGGUGAUGGUGGAGAUCGUGGAGGUGGGGUCGCAGAGGCAGAAGGAGAUUGCGGUGGCGAUACUGUUGCAGGUUUGCGAGGAGAGCGUGGCGUACCGUACUAUGGUGGCCCGCGAAGGAGCGAUUCCUCCUCUCGUGGCGUUGUCGCAGUCGGGGACCAGUAGGGCCAAGCAGAAGGCGGAGACACUGAUUGGGCUUCUACGGCAACCGAGAUCCGGCAACACCGCUGCCAACACCUCAGACUUGUCCACUUAUCAACAUUAGCUCCAAUAUUCUACUAGUAAUCACUCUUUUCCCCCACCGCCAGAAGAAGGAAAAAAUAGACAAAAGAAACCGUAGAAGAAAACUGUAAAUUGGUAAUUUUGGUUGUAAAUUCUUCACAUGGGUCGUGAGUUUUGGUUUUUUUUCCUGAUGAAUAUGUCCAUCUUCUAGUUUGCUUGGACUUUUGGGUUUUUCGAAAGAUUGGAAAAAAUAGUCUUGUAGUUUGCUUGGACUUUUGGGUUUUUGAAAGAUUGAAGAAUCUUUUUCAA
Rhododendron vialii is the source of this 1542-nucleotide messenger RNA. Its product is annotated as U-box domain-containing protein 4. Lineage: Eukaryota; Viridiplantae; Streptophyta; Magnoliopsida; Ericales; Ericaceae. Bases 188 to 1276 code for a protein of 362 amino acids. Gene Ontology annotation, molecular function: protein binding. The record is from RefSeq and is a predicted model, not a curated record. Gene Ontology annotation, cellular component: nucleus; cytoplasm. The transcript has 2 exons.